Penicillium atrosanguineum is the source of this 846-nucleotide messenger RNA. It is a transcript of the gene rpnL, whose product is annotated as proteasome regulatory particle lid subunit rpnL. The record is from RefSeq and is a predicted model, not a curated record. Lineage: Eukaryota; Fungi; Ascomycota; Eurotiomycetes; Eurotiales; Aspergillaceae. Gene Ontology annotation, cellular component: cytosol; proteasome regulatory particle, lid subcomplex; nucleus. Bases 1 to 846 code for a protein of 281 amino acids. The transcript is spliced from 2 exons. Gene Ontology annotation, biological process: proteasome-mediated ubiquitin-dependent protein catabolic process.
AUGGCCGACCUCAAGACCAUCGUUCCGCAGCUCACAAACGCUCUCGAGCACAAGCAACUGGAUGCCGCCAACGACCUCCUCAGCAAAGCCAAGCGCGCCCUUCUCCUGCAAAAUGCCCUGAUCCCGACCCCCUCCACAUCUCCCCAGCUUGUCGUUCUCGCCCGCACAGUUCUCGAGCUGGGCGCCAUCGCCUCCAUUCGACAGACCGACGCGCAGACCUUCACAAGGUACUACCAGCAACUUCAGCCGUUCUACGACCUUGAGCGACAUGCCGGUUUGCCGGGUCAGACUUCGUCCGAGGUGGACUCGACAACCAGCCAACGUAGCAAAAUCACAGGAUUGUACCUCUUGCUGCUGUUGAGCAUGGGUGAUAGCGCCAACUUCCACACUGUGCUUGAAGGCUUGGUGGAAGAGGCCAGCUUGAAGGGCGCUCGUGUCGAAGACAACCCAUACAUUAAAUACCCCGUUGAGCUGGAGCGCAACUUGAUGGAGGGAAGCUAUGAUAAGGUGUGGAGGGAGACGAAGUCCGAACGUGUGCCUUCCGAGGACUUUGGUCUGUUCUCAAACGUUCUAAUUGGCACCAUCCGCAGCGAAAUCGCCGACUGCUCGGAGAAGGCCUAUCCCUCCCUUCCCAUUUCGAACGCCAAGAAUCUUCUCUUCCUGGAGUCCGAAGGUGCGGUUAUUGAGUUUGCCCAGCAGCGCGGCUGGAUUCUCCGCGAUGGACGGAUAUACUUCCCUGUUGAGCCCGAGGCGGCCACACGGUCUGAGAGGGAUAUCCUGGUGGCCAGUGGCACAGUUAUCGAGAAUACACUGGGCUACGCUCGGGAACUGGAGACGAUUGUUUAA